Aspergillus uvarum CBS 121591 is the source of this 1146-nucleotide messenger RNA. RefSeq lists its product as uncharacterized. The transcript has 4 exons. The record is from RefSeq and is a predicted model, not a curated record. NCBI's taxonomy places the organism in Eukaryota, Fungi, Ascomycota, Eurotiomycetes, Eurotiales, Aspergillaceae. The coding region runs from base 1 to 1146 and encodes 381 amino acids.
AUGUCAGCGGCUCUGCCUCCCGACGAGAACCGGGCUGUGAGCCUGCUACUCUGCUUCUGGAUCCCCUUCCCUUUCACGGUGGGCUUGGUCGUGACCCGCUUCUACUGCCGGGGCAUGCGAAAAGACCUGGGGUAUGACGAUUGGACGAUCCUGGUGGCCUGGAUGCUCUACACGGCGGCGACGGCGAUGAGCACGGCGAUGGAGCUGCGCGGCGGGGCGCGCCAUGUGGCCUACCUCAGCGCGGAGGAGAUCCUGUACAUCGGGAAGAUGCAGAUCAUCAACCAGUUCCCGGCGGCGCUGUCGGCGAUGUGCGGCAAGAUCAGCGUGGCCCUGUUCAUCAUGCGCAUCUCGGGCCGCACCUCCAAGUGGCGCCGCUGGUUCCUGACCGUGCACAUCGUGCUGUACUUCUGCCUCACCGUGCUGAGCCUGUGCAUACUGAUCGGCCAGUGCAAGCCCGUCCAGGCGCUGUGGGACAUGAGCCUGCGCACCUCGGGGCAGGCCACAUGUUUGGAUGCGCGGAUUAACACGGACAUCACCAUGUUGCAGUCAGCCUUUGGCGCAUACCUAGACUUCGUCCUCGCCCUGCUCCCGCUGAGCUUCAUUGUCGACCUAAAGGUUAGCCUGCGCAAACGCAUCGUUCUAUUCUGCAUCCUCAGUUUAGGUAUCGUAGCAGGAGUAUGCGCUUGCAUCAAAACCAGCGAAUUCAUCCCCGCCACCGGCGGCACCGACCCCACCUGGGACGGCUACGCACUCUACCUAUGGGCCUUCCUCGAGAUCCCCCUGGUAAUCAUCGCCGCAUGCAUCCCGCCCUCCAAGCCGAUCUGGGAUUUUUUGGUCAAAGGGCAACCCAUCCGCCCCUCCAGCAACCACAGCAGCAGCAACUACACGGGCACGGGGUCCGGGUCGACGGGCUCGUACCGGAUCGGCUUCGUCAAGACCUCCGUGCGCGCCCAGAAGAGUCACCACAAGCACGCCGCCAAGAGAAUCAGUGGGCGCGGGGCGGAUGACGGGGUCAAUCUGAUUGUCCAUGGCGGCAAGGGCGGGGCGGCGAAGAAUAAUAUUCAGCAGACCGUGCUGAUCACGCAGACUUCCAGGGAGCGGGGAUCACCGAGGCAGUCGGAGACGAGUGUGGAAAGUCCGGUUUGA